Molecule: messenger RNA, 1499 nt
Organism: Vicia villosa (hairy vetch)
Lineage: Eukaryota; Viridiplantae; Streptophyta; Magnoliopsida; Fabales; Fabaceae
Exons: 1
Coding region: 163-1347 (394 amino acids)
Source: RefSeq, a predicted model, not a curated record
UCCUUUCCUCCAUGUCCUCCUCCAUUGCCAUCCUUUAUCUUCCACGGGAAAAAAAAAAAAUCAUCAUCUCUCUGUCACUAGCUCUUAUGGCGGUUAUUUCACUUCACAUUUCCUUCAUCUUCUAAUUUCCAACUUCUCCAAUCCAACAACAACUCACUCACCAUGAAGCUCUCCCUCAAAUUCCACAACAACACUGAAAAUCAACAAACCCAAAUAAUGACAGCAAAACUACCAAUCACCAUUUUCAACCAUCCCUUACUUUCAACCAUCACCGCCACUGGUAACUCAUCUUCCGAUUUCUCAUUCUCACUCUCAACUAACUUCCCAACUGGUCCAGCAUUCAAACUCUCUUACACUCCCACCACCACCACCACCACCACCACCACACAAACCUCAUCUCUUCCCUUUUCUCUUUCCCUCAAAUCCGGUUUAGGCCUUUCCGGUUCACCUCGUAAUUCUCCUCUCGUCUUCUCUGCUAAUCUAUCACUCUCUACUCCUUCCUCUUCUGUCCCUCUUCUUCUUCCUUCUUUCUCUCUUCACUUUAAACCCCAAUUCGGUCAUUUCUCUCUCCAUAAAACCGUUCUCUCUGACACUAAUCUUAAUCCAAACCCUAACACUAACACCAAAACUGUUUCUGAUGAUAACCCUCUUUCUGUUUCGCCUCAAAUCGAAAAGGGUUUUGUUCCUUUUCAAGAUGGAUGUUCCUCCGGUUGGCAAAAUUUGAACUUGGAACCAUUUGGUCAUAGAGACGACAACAACAGCAACAACAACAAUAACGUUGUUGUUGGUGUAGUCCCAGAUGGUAAGAACAGUGAAAAUUGUGGUAUUUCUCCUUCUAUUGCAGUUAUGGCUAGAACUAUUCUACCUGUGACGCAAGGAUUAUUGUUGAAAUUUCGUUGGGGUGUGAAUUUUCCGGGGAAUAAGUCUGGUUUGAAAAUACCAUAUUUGACAGUGAAUAAAAUUGGAUUGGAGAGGAUUGAUGAAGUGCAAUUGGAUCAGUUGAACCGUGAGAAUCGCGAAGGUGAUUUGCAGAUGGUGAAGGAUUUAUGUUUAUGGGCAAAAGGUGAUUUGGAGAAGGUUGAGAAGGAAAAUAAGGAGAUGAAGAGAGUGUUGGAUGAAAUGAAAAUGAGAGUCUCUAGCGGUGAAGGGAAGCUUUUGAAUCAGAAGAAACAUCUUUCAGGCGAGAGCUUUCAAACUCAAACUCGGGGAAGCAAUAACAAUAGCAAUGACAGAAAAAAGAAUGAGAAAAAACAAUCAAACAAGCCGCAGAAUGUUGUAGUGGUGAGUGAUUUGGAAUCUGAAUUGGAAAAAGCUAUAAAAGCUGCUGCUGCUGCCGCUUCUUCUUAGCAUCGACUCAAAGGUCAUCGCUCGGCUUCUGUUUCUUGUUUAUUGUUAAAAAGUUAUAGAGAAUUAUAUGUAUUGUAGUUGAAGUAUAUAGUCAUUGAUUAGUUAAGUGUAAAUGUGUAACAAUCCGAAUAUAUAGUGCUUUGUAUUUGUAA